Molecule: messenger RNA, 1040 nt
Organism: Durio zibethinus
Lineage: Eukaryota; Viridiplantae; Streptophyta; Magnoliopsida; Malvales; Malvaceae
Source: RefSeq, a predicted model, not a curated record
UACAAAGGAAAUAAAAAUGUAAAAUCCUCAAUGUUCAAUGUGAAAAGGACUAGCCUAUAGUAUGCCGAAGAACAAAGAAGUCAAAGAAAACCGAAAGCAUUCGGCAGGAACAAAAGAAAAAAAGCCCAAAAGUAUAGCUACCAGUACCAGCUAGGUAGAAAAAAAUAGGAAGAGUGGGAGGGCUGGGCUUGGCCGUUUGGGUGGGGUUUCACGUACUCUUCAAGCCCCUAUCGGCGAUAUAUAUGUAUGUAGCCCUAACAUUUUUUGUGCAAGGGAAAAAGAGAGAGAGAGAGAGAGAGAGAGAGAGAGAGAAAAUGAUGGAGAGAAAGUCAUUGGCUUUCAUGGUGUUAGUGAUGGUAGGAGUUGCAGGCAUGUGGGAGGUUAAGAUGGCUGGUGCACAACUAAGUGAUGCGGAGUGCAAGGAGGAAAGGACUUUGGCGAUUAAUGCUUGCAAGCCGGUGGUCUAUGGUAAGCUUCCGAGUCCAGAGUGCUGCCAGCGGGUAAGGGUUACCCAUCUCGAAUGCGUUUGCCCCGUCAUCACGCCCAAGCUGGCUGCCCUUAUCGAUCUCAACCGUGCUAUCCGCCUCAUUGAAGGCUGCGGCAGGAAGGUCCCUCGCCAAUACAAAUGUGGAAGUCUCACAACUCCAUGAAUUGCCGCUGCUUGAAGGAGUCAUCAGCUGCUUUAUAAAAUAGAAAUAAUUAAACAAAGUGGAUUUUGCAGCAAUGUAUAAUUAACUACUUGCAUUGGCUUGAUAUAUGUAUGAUAGCAUAUGAAAGUUAAGCAAAAGAGGAUCGGGAUCAUGAAAUUGAUCCCUUAAUAAAGUUUAUGAGUUUUUUUAAUUCUGAUAUGAUUUUUCUAAUUAAAUUAUACUUGAAUAUUACUUCCGACAGAAAUUAAACCAAUGAGAAACUUGAUAGUUGAUAUAAGCACCGACAAGGGGAAAAUACUUGAUUAAUGACUCACAAGUCACAAUAAACCAAUGAUAUAUUAUUCUUGAAUUGUUGCAUCUAUCAUCUGGUCAACAUCAUCAUGUGGCAUU